This is a messenger RNA of Diospyros lotus (date-plum), 5583 nucleotides long. RefSeq lists its product as uncharacterized. NCBI's taxonomy places the organism in Eukaryota, Viridiplantae, Streptophyta, Magnoliopsida, Ericales, Ebenaceae. The record is from RefSeq and is a predicted model, not a curated record. The coding region runs from base 633 to 4973 and encodes 1446 amino acids. The transcript is spliced from 24 exons.
UCGUGGAGACUAACUAUCCCUUCCAAUCACACGCACACACGUGUGAACGCGCGCACACAGGGCGACGCUACUUCUGAGCGCACGAAAGAGAGAGAGAGAGAGAGAGAGCAGAGUUGGAAAAGUGAUCGAAACCAAAUCAAACCCCAAGCAAAAGAAAAAGCCGUAGCAAAGAGAAGGACUGAAGCAAAAAGCGACACCGCCAUAUAUAUAAUUAUAAAUAUAUACACAGGCAUUGCGGCAUUGACACACAGAGAGAGAGAGAGAGAGAGAGUGAUCGGUAUAGAGAAUUAGGGAAAAACGAAAGCGGAGCUCUGCAUCUCUCACAGAUUCACUGUUCAAGUUUUACACAUUAGCUUGUCACUUCCAAACUUUUAGUCUUCUGGAACUGGUACCAAACUCUGUCAAUAUACACCAUAGGUAAUGUUCUAUGAAUCACGAGUUUACAGGUGAUGCCAUUCAGGAUGUUUUUACCCUCUACAUAUAACGCUUUGAAUGAAUUUUGAAUUGAUCCGGAGGAGCUUCACAGCCGACUGACUAGAUUAGGUUGACUUUGCUGAGCUAAGUGGCAACCUAUUUUUUAGUUGCAGGUCUAGUUGCGUGUACCGGAUUAAUAAUUGUCUUUGUCAAGGGUGAUGCAUCCGACGCUAAUUCUUGGCUGCCUUUACUGGUGUAUAUUUUCUGGCCCUAUUUUUGUUGCAGUGCUUUCUCUUAGUCCAGAGCUGUAUGGGGGUCUGACCAUUGAGUCAGAAAAUGAAAUUAACUACUCUGGUUCCUUGUUAAGUAAUGCUUCUGAUGUGGUGACAUCUAUCUAUUUCAAAACAUCUGGUUCUUCAUACUUAUCUAAUGAUUCAGUAUCUUGCGAGGACCUGGAAGGUGUUGGAUCAUUCAACACUACUUGCCUGUUGAAAUCGAAUUUGCAUUUAGUUUCUGAUCUUUAUAUAUUUGGAACUGGAAACAUAAAGAUCCUUCCCAAUGUAUUGAUUGUUUGCCAAGUAGAGGGCUGUUUUAUAAGCUUGAAUGUAUCUGGAAAUGUUGAAGUAGGUGAAUAUGCUGCUAUUAUUGCUGGUUCUGUAGUCAUUUCUGCUGCCAAUCUAACUUUGGGUAAUAAUUCUUCUAUAAAUACCACAUCAUUGGGUGGCUCACCACCUCCUCAGACUAGUGGCACACCAGUUGGUUCUGAUGGAGCAGGUGGAGGGCAUGGCGGCCGAGGUGCUUCUUGUUUGAAAAGUAGUCAGACAAACUUUUGGGGAGGUGAUGUUUAUGCUUGGUCUACUUUGUCCAAACCAUGGAGUUAUGGGAGUAGGGGUGGUGGCACUUCUGCUGAUCAUCAGUAUGGGGGGAAUGGUGGAGGACGUGUUAUGCUUCAAGUGAAGGACAUGCUCUUUCUAAAUGGAUCUGUGACUGCAGAAGGAGGGGAUGGUGGAAGUAAAGGGGGAGGAGGUUCUGGCGGAAGUGUCAUUAUAUAUGCAUUGAAACUGAAAGGAUUUGGUAUUAUAAGUGCUGCAGGAGGGAGAGGAUGGGGUGGAGGAGGAGGUGGAAGAAUAUCAAUGAACUGUUAUAGCAGACAACAAGAAGUAAAAGUCACUGUGCAUGGUGGUCUCAGUAUUGGCUGCUCUUGGAAUUCAGGAGCAGCUGGCACGUACUUUGAUGCAUCAGUACGAAAUUUAAGGGUUGGGAAUGACAAUAUGACAACAGAAACUGAAACUCCCUUGCUGGAUUUUCCAACCAGUCCAUUGUGGUCAAAUGUUUUUGUGGAGAACAAUGCAAAAGUUUUGGUGCCUCUACUUUGGACAAGAGUUCAGGUGAGAGGUCAAAUUAGUUUACUUUGUGGGAGCACCAUCAUCUUUGGAUUGUCCGAUUAUCCUGUCUCAGAAUUUGAGGUUGUUGCAGAAGAACUUUUGAUGAGCUAUUCCAGCAUAAAGGUUUAUGGUGCAUUUAGAGUCUCUGUCAAAAUGUUACUCAUGUGGAACUCCAGAAUCCAAAUUGAUGGAGGUGGAUCUUUUACCACCUCCAUCCUAGAAUUGAGGAAUCUUGCUGUUCUUGCGGAAAAAUCGGUCAUCAAUUCAAAUAAAAACUUGGCGGUUUUUGGUCAGGGAUUUCUUAAGUUGAAAGGCCAUGAUGAUGCAAUCAUAAGUCAACGACUGUCCUUAUCACAAUUUUAUAACAUUACUGUUGGGCCAGGUUCUAUACUUCAAGCUCCAUUAGAUGAUGAAAAUAGCAAGAGCAUGGUAACCAAACCACAUUGCGAGAAUCCAUCGUGCCCAAAGGAUCUAAUAACUCCACCUGAUGAUUGUCAUGUUAAUGAUACGCUGGCUUUUUCACUGCAAAUCUGUAGGGUGGAGGACAUUCUUGUGAAUGGCCUCAUUAUGGGAAGCAUUAUUCACAUUCACAGGGCAAGGACUAUCAUUAUUGAUACUGAUGGCUUGAUAAGUGCAUCACAAUUUGGAUGCAGAAGAGGUAUCGGAAAGGGAAAUUAUUCAAAUGGAGCUGGUGCUGGUGCUGGACAUGGUGGAAGAGGUGGCUCUGGGUUUUUCAAGGGAUGGAUGGCUAAAGGUGGUGAUAUAUAUGGUGAUGCUGAUCUACCUUGUGAAUUAGGAAGUGGAACUGAGGGCCCUAAUGACACUAACGGAAAUGCAGCUGGAGGUGGAAUGAUUGUGCUGGGAUCCAUGCAUUGGCCACUUUCAAGGGUUCAAAUAAAUGGAUCUAUGAGAGCUGAUGGUCAAAGUUAUGCAAAACCAACAAAAAUAAGUGAUGGUACUUUGAUUGGUGGGCUUGGUGGCGGAUCUGGUGGCACGAUUCUUCUUUUCCUUCAAGAACUUGUGCUUUUAGAGAAUGCUUCUUUAUCUGUCAAUGGGGGUCAUGGUGGGCCUCUGGGUGGGGGUGGUGGGGGUGGUGGAAGAGUUCAUUUCCACUGGUCUAAGAUAUAUACUGGAGAUGAGUAUGUUCCUCUUGCAACUGUUUGCGGUGUCGUCAAUAGUAGUGGGGGUUCUGGAGAUGGUGGUGGUCUUUGCGGAGAGGAGGGGACUGUCACGGGAAAGAAAUGCCCAAACGGCCUCUUUGGUACAUUCUGCAAGGAAUGUCCUAUUGGUACAUACAAGGAUGUUGAAGGCUCCAAUCCAAGUAUGUGUCGUCCCUGCCCUCUUGAGAUUCUUCCAAAUCGUGCAAGUUUCAUAUAUGUAAGAGGGGGAGUUACUCAACAAUCUUGUCCCUAUAAAUGCAUAUCAGAGAAAUACAGGAUGCCAAACUGUUACACUCCUCUUGAGGAGCUGAUUUACACAUUUGGAGGACCCUGGCCUUUUGUGCUUCUGUUGUCUUGUGUUCUAGUGCUUCUAGCUCUGUUGUUAAGUACUUUGCGAAUCAAAUUUGUUGGAUCCGAUUCUGUAUAUCACACUGCAAACUCAAUUGAACGCCAAAGUCAUCACCAUUUCCCUUAUCUCCUUUCUCUGUCAGAGGUACGUGGGGGCAGAGCUGAGGAAACUCAAAGCCAUGUUCACAGGAUAUAUUUCAUGGGUCCAAAUACAUUCAGAGAACCUUGGCAUCUUCCUUACUCUCCUCCUGCUGCAAUAAUUGAGAUUGUAUAUGAAGAUGCUUAUAAUAGAUUUAUUGAUGAUAUCAACUCUGUUGCUGCAUAUGAUUGGUGGGAAGGGUCAGUGCACAGCAUACUCUCAGUGCUUGCUUAUCCUUGUGCCUGGUCCUGGAAACAGUGGCGUAGGAGGAAUAAAAUCCAUCGUCUUCAGGAAUAUGUAAAAUCUGAAUACGACCAUUCAUGCCUACGGUCCUGCCGGUCAAGAGCUCUAUACAAAGGAAUGAAGCUUGGAGCCACCCCAGACUUGAUGAUUGCAUAUAUUGAUUUCUUCCUUGGUGGUGAUGAGAAGCGUGUAGACAUGGUAACAAUUAUACAGCAGAGAUUCCCCAUGUGCAUAAUUUUUGGUGGGGAUGGAAGCUAUAUGUCACCCUAUAAUCUAUACAGUGACACGUUGUUAACAAAUCUUCUUGGCCAGCAUGUACCUGCAACUGUUUGGAACCGUUUGGUGGCUGGCUUAAAUGCCCAGUUGAGGACAGUUAGGCAUGGAUCCAUUUGUUCUGCUUUAGUCCCUGUUAUUGAUUGGAUCAGAAGUCAUGGAAACCCACAACUUGAGUUUCAUGGAGUUAGAAUUGAGCUUGGAUGGUUCCAAGCCACUGCCACGGGUUACUAUCAGCUGGGUAUCUUGGUAGUAGUUGGUGACUAUUCUCCCCACAGUCUGCAGCAGUCCGAAUCAGAGAGAAGUCACGAUCGGUAUCCAAGGAAAGCUGCUAUUUCUGUACACAGAAAUCUUCAGCAACUACAUCAGAGUCAGUAUACAAGUCAUGGAUUAACACGUAAGAGGAUUUCUGGUGGAAUAAAUGGAGGUGUAAUCAAUGAUGCUACUGUGAAAUCUUUGGAUGUCAGACGGGACCUCCUAUUUCCACUUUCCCUUUUACUGCAGAACACAAGACCUGUUGGGCAUGAGGAUACCCUACAGCUGUUGAUCUCUAUCUUGCUUUUGGCAGACCUUUCUGUCACCUUCCUUACAUUGCUUGAGUUCUAUUGGAUAUCACUCGGGUUUUUUCUUGCUGUCCUGCUUAUUCUUCCUCUUUCCUUGCUUUCUCCCUUCCCGGCAGGCUUGAAUGCCUUGUUCAGUAAGCGUCCCAGGAGAGCUUCACUUGCUCGUGUCUAUGCAUUAUGGAAUGCUACCUCUCUGUCAAACACUGUUGUGGCUUUCAUCUGUGGCUUAUGUUACUAUGAAUUUUCAUCUUUGCAGCAGCCAAAAGAGGCAAAUACAUGGAAUGCAAAAAGGGAGGACGACAGAUGGUGGCUUCUGCCUGCCGUCCUGCUCCUAUUCAAGUUGGUACAAGCUCGUUUUGUUGACUGGCACAUAGCGAAUCUUGAAGUUCCGGACUUUUCUCUGUUCAGUCCAGAUCCAGAUACGUUUUGGGCGCAUGAGCCUAGUUAAUGGCAUGAAGGAUUCCAAGAUGUUAUGCCAACGCAACACCAAGAAAUGCAGCGUAUGCAGUGUAAAUAUUUAUAUGUUGACAUUUUGUGCAGAGCCGUGAUAUACAUGUGCAGUUUUGUCUAGUGACCACAGGACAUGAACGAACUCUAGAUAGUGUGAUGUGAAGAAGGUAAAAAGAGGAAUAGAAUUUUCAUAAUUUGCUCAAUCACCCGUAUAUUGGAAUAAAGUUCAGAUCUUUGUAUAGCACAGCAUAUGUGUUGUGGUUCGCUUUUUCCCUCCCUCCCUCCCUCCCUCCCUCUUUAGCUUAGCUCUUUGGAUGGAUGAAACUCCGAGCAUGUUCAUAUUCAGUUUAGUUUGGUAUUACCGUCUAACCAAAAUCUAUUCUAUUCCAGCUUGGAGCAUAGCCUGAGAAAAUCAUGUGUUUGCAUAUACAAACUGCAACAUUAGAAAAGUUUUGAACAGGUCAGCAGUAUUUUUCAGCACCCGCAGGUGCUGGAAACUUCAGAUCUCUUAACAAAAAGAUAUUAUGUGAUAAUGGUACUUUUGUAACUGUGACUCGUGUCUUUUUGGUAUUUUUCAUAUGAACUCCCGUAUGAAAAUUGUGCAUGAA